GGGUCGGGCCACUGUACAGGGUAGACGAGUGCAGCUGUACACUCCAAAAUUUGUCUCAAGAUUUCGUUCAGUUUCAGUGUUAGCGGACUCGUUUCAAGAUGAAGGGGUUUGAUGACGUCAUGUCCAAUGUGGGAAGUCACGGACCGUACCAGCGCCGAGUAUUACUGGGUAUCAUCUGUCCUACCAGUAUCCUCGGCGCUAUAACAAUGAAUAUUUUGCUGUUCCAAGUAACAGUGCCAGAUCAUUGGUGCCACGUACGAGGUCAGGAAAAUACCUCCUAUUCCCACGAAGCCUGGUUAAACCUUACCAUACCAAGAGAUAUAAAAACGGGCAAAUUGUCGGAGUGUCGUCAGUACAGAGUGGAGUGGACGACGGAACAAGGGAACCGGUCGUUAAUCGUCCACAACGACACACGUGCAUGCGAGUCCGGAUGGAACACGACACUUCGGAAUUCGACGACACAAUGGCCACCACGAACGAAUGGCUUUGCGAGAAAAAGAGUUACUCGGAUCACGUCUACUCGAUCAACAUGGCAGGGAACAGCAUCGGCAGUAUUAUCCUGCCUGUGCUAGCUGAUAGAUACAUAGGUCGUCGGUAUAUGUUCUACCUAGCGCUCCUCAUCCACAUAGUCUUCACGCUGCCGGCUGUAUGGGUUUCGAAUUAUGGCUUCCACCUCGCACUCAGGUUCUUGGCCGGUCUAGCGUUCGAGACUAACUACAUGAUGCCUUAUGUUAUAGGCUUGGAGUUCCUUUCCCCGGACAAGCGAACGGCGGCGACCCUCGUGUCCUUUGCCUCGUGGACCUUCGGCAUGUGUCUGACGUCCCUCGUGUCGUGGCUCCUUCCCAACUGGCAGUACUUGGCACUCGUGUCCUGCGUGCCGUCCAUCCUCUGCUUCGCUUACUGGCGGUACCUCCCUGAGUCGCCCCGCUGGCUGCUGGCCCAAGGAAGAAUAAACGAGUGUGCUUCGAUCCUGCUCAAUGUGGCCCGCAUCAACGGCAAAAAAGACCUGUCCCGGGUGCAGCUGGAAUCGGACUUGCACAUCUUAUGGAAUCUGCAGGAACGGGAAGUGUCUCUCAAGGAAGCUACACGGUACUCCAAGCUUCGUCUCAGAGCCCUUAUAUUAUUCUUCAUGGGAGCGUGCAGCUACCUCUGCUACGGGAUGGUGUUCCUGGGCAUCAGCGUCCUCUCCAGCAACUACUUCCUCAGCCACUUCGUCGUCUCGAUCUCCGAACUCCCCAGCAACGCCCUCGGGUGGUUGUGGACUCAGUUCCUGGGGCGUCGCUUCACCUGCAUCACCACCUACCUUAUCACGGCUGCAUUGGUGGCAGCGGCGCCCUUCUUGUCGUCAUGAUAAAUGGUUGAUGUUGGCCAUAGUAGCUGUCAUCCGGCUCUUCUGCGCCCAGCUCAUCUACGUGGCGUACGUACAGUGCACGAAAUAUUUUCCCACGCCCGUUCGGUCGACGGGCUGGCCUGGUUGAUCGUCUGUGGGCUGGCCACCAUGAUCUCCACGCCCUUCCUUCUGCACUCCGGCAUCGGCGAGGACUUCCCCUGGUGGCUGCUGCUGGCGCUGAUGCUCCUGUGCGCCUUCCUGGGGACGUACCUGCCAGAGACCAUCGGCCUGCCCCUGCCCCAGUCUUUCCAGGACGCGGAGGACCUCGGCAACGGACGGCCUCUGAAGGUCUGGAUCCACCACUGGAACCACCACCGCUUCGUCCCCAUUUCGUCCCAGGAGGAUAGGUACCAGGAGCUCAGGAGACUCUCCAUCACCAACCCCGACGGACUCAGGAGGAUGUCGUUCAGUGACAGGAAGAUGUCGCGUUGAGAUGGCCGUGGGGGUCGUUGCUGUCGUUCCCUGGCGUUCAGAACUCGCAAAGGGAUUGUUAUCGAAGAACAGAAGGAUUCGGAAGAACGUGUAGGAAUGAACGGAUGAACGGGAUGGGAAUUUAAAAGAUUGUUAUGUUGGGUAAUUUUUCGCAAGAAAAUGUUUCGAAGAACAGAAUGAUUCAGCAGAGAGUUCUGGGACGAACAGAAGAAUAUGUGUUGAGAACGGAGAACGGAUAUCGGUCACGUUCAGAGUUAACAAGCCAG
Messenger RNA from Penaeus vannamei (Pacific white shrimp), 2088 nucleotides. RefSeq names its product solute carrier family 22 member 7. The record is from RefSeq and is a predicted model, not a curated record. NCBI's taxonomy places the organism in Eukaryota, Metazoa, Arthropoda, Malacostraca, Decapoda, Penaeidae. Gene Ontology annotation, molecular function: transmembrane transporter activity. Gene Ontology annotation, cellular component: membrane. Gene Ontology annotation, biological process: transmembrane transport.